AUGUCAUCCAACAUACCGCCAAGUCCAAGUUCAAAACGACAACGAAUAAUGAUUAUUACCGUCGAUGAAAGUAUCAUUAAUCAGAUAGAAAAAAGUAACAAUGUGUCAUUACUGGAACAGAUUGUUCUUCCAUCCGAAGGUAACAAUAAUAAAAUAUCUAAUCAACAGAGCACAGUACAAUCAUCAGAAAAGAAGAAUAAACCAAAAAGUGGUUCUUUAAUUUGUGUUGUUUGUGGAUCAUCAGCAAAUAGUUAUAAUUUUGGUGCAAUUACCUGUGAAAGUUGUAAAGCUUUCUUUCGUCGUAAUGCUCGAAAAGAGUUUACGACUCUCCAUUGUAAUGGCAAAGGUGAUUGCAAAAUAACAUUGGAAACACGUCGUGAUUGUUCAGCCUGUCGUUUAGCCAGGUGUUUUGAUAGUGGAAUGCAAUGUGAUCGAAUUGUGACGGUUGAACAAAAAGCAGAAAAACAACGUCGAAUAGACGAAAAUAGAAAAUUAGCGUUGAAUUCAAACUCGAAAAUGAAUGAACAAGAAUGUCAAUUGUCAGCAUCCAUAUUUUCAGAUGAUUUACUUACAUCGGUAGACACAAAUGUUCUUCUCACAGAUUUUAACGAUCUUCUGCCGUCUCAGCUACAACGAACAUUACUCAAUUCAGAAGAUUUAGAAUGCAUAGAAGCUGUAUCACAUUCUUAUCAAAAACGUAUUGAAUUCGCGGCUCUUGAUGGUCUUCCAUGGGACCCAUCCAUGCAUACAACAACUUUUGUACAAAUUCUCAACAGCCAUUCAGUAGCAAUCAUGCGACUUUUAUCAUUUUUCAAACAAAUACCUGAAUUUAAUCAAUUAAAUAUUGAUGAUAAAGUUAUUUUAGUGAAAUAUAAUCUUAUUACGAUUCUUGGGAUAAACUGUGCACUUUCAUAUAAUACAGAAACUGACAAAAUCAUUGAAGCUGAUUCUGAUGUGCCAUGGAAUACACAAUUCUUUCAAGUACUUCAUGGUUAUAAUAUGUGCAUGCAAUCAAAAAAGAUUUUUGCCUCAUUUUUUCAUAUAGUAAAGUAUGAUCGAAAAAUUAUGGAAUUAACACUUAUUAUACUUAUCCUUACAAAAAGUUCUGCAAUAACUGGUGAUUAUGAUGAAUCCAUAGGCAAUGACACAAUGUCUGUAUAUCGUAUACAAAAUUAUUAUACAGAACUAUUGUGGAAGUACAUGGAAACAAUGCAUGGAUAUGAAAAAGCAGUCGAUUUAUUUAGUAAACUCAUGGUUCAUGUCAUCUCAUGGCAAACACUUCAGGAAGAAAUGCGCAAAAAUAUAGUGCGAGCAUUAUCACCAGAAGAUAUUAGUGAAUUAUUGCCAAUUAUGAAAACAGUAUUGCGUAUUUCAUAA
Adineta steineri is the source of this 1377-nucleotide messenger RNA. NCBI's taxonomy places the organism in Eukaryota, Metazoa, Rotifera, Eurotatoria, Adinetida, Adinetidae. The record is from the annotation of a GenBank genome assembly.